ACGGAUGCCCUGCCCACUUCUUAUAAAAGCUUAUUCCCUGAGAUUGCCAUUCACAAUAUAAGACCCAGUGGUGUGAGGAGUUUUUCGAACUGCACUGAUUGAUGAAAGCCAUUGGAAUGAACCGAACCAAUCUCUUAGCUUUACUAUUUUUGCUUUUAAGAUGUAUGUUGGUCUGUGAAGGAGGCGACGCAUGCUGUUCGCAACCUUGCCAAAAUCGCGGCGUGUGCACGUCAAUGGGAGAAGACGGAUAUGAGUGCGACUGCACGAGGACGGGAUACUACGGCGAGAACUGCACCACCCCGGAAUUCUUCACAUGGAUCAGAACGACCAUUAAACCGACCCCGAACACCGUGCAUUACAUUUUAUCACAUUUCAAAGGAUUCUGGAAUAUUCUCAACAACAUCCCAUAUUUACGGGACACGGUUAUGCGUUAUGUGUUGACAUCCCGGUCGCAUUUUAUCGACAGUCCUCCAACCUUCAACUCCGACUAUGGCUAUAAAAGCUGGGAAGUUUAUUCUAAUCUCUCGUAUUACGCCCGAACUCUUCCUCCGGUACCUCUGGAUUGCCCAACACCAAUGGGAGUUGCAGGAAAGAAAGCCCUGCCUGAUGCAAAACUGGUGGUGGAGAAGUUUCUUUUGAGGAAAAAGUUCAUCCCAGACCCCCAGGGCACGAGUCUGAUGUUUGGUUUUUUUGCUCAGCAUUUCACCCAUCAGUUCUUCAAAUCCGACAUGAAGAAUGGACCAGCUUUCACCAAGGCUCUGGGCCAUGGAGUGGAUUUAAAUCACAUUUAUGGAGAUACACUGGAAAAGCAGCACAAACUUAGACUUUUCAAAGAUGGAAAGCUCAAGUAUCAGGUGAUUGAUGGGGAGGUGUAUCCUCCAUUGGUUACGGAGGUGCAAGUCGAAAUGCAUUACCCACCCCAUGUCCCAAAGGAGCACCAGUUUGCAGUGGGACAUGAAGCGUUUGGGCUGGUUCCUGGGCUAAUGAUGUAUGCUACCAUCUGGCUAAGGGAGCACAAUCGGGUUUGCGAUGUGUUGAAGCACGAGCACUCCAACUGGGAUGAUGAGCGCAUCUUCCAGACUGCCCGACUUAUUCUGAUUGGUGAGACCAUCAAGAUUGUGAUUGAGGAUUAUGUGCAGCACCUGAGUGGUUACCACUUCAAGCUGAAAUUUGACCCCGAGCUGCUAUUCAAUCAGCGCUUCCAGUACCAGAAUCGUAUCUCUGCUGAGUUCAACAUGCUCUACCAUUGGCACCCCCUCAUGCCUGAUGCAUUCAACAUUCACGGUCAGGUCUACAGCUACCAGCAGUUCCUCUUCAACAAUUCUAUUGUCUUAGAGCAUGGCAUCAAUAACCUUGUGGAAUCCUUUACCAAGCAAAUUGCAGGCAGGGUUGCUGGCGGCCAGAAUGUACCUGCAGCCGUGGCGAUGGUUGCCACAAAGUCACUGGAACACAGCCGAGCAUUGCGUUACCAGUCUCUGAAUGCCUACAGGAAACGCUUCUCCAUGACGCCCUACACUUCCUUUGAAGAACUGACUGGAGAUAAAACGAUGGCAUCUGAGCUGGAAGAAUUGUAUGGGCAUAUUGAUGCUAUGGAGCUGUAUCCUGGUCUGCUGGUGGAGAAACCAAGGCCCAGCGCCAUCUUCGGAGAGACCAUGGUAGAAAUGGGGGCCCCGUAUUCGUUAAAAGGCCUCUUGGGAAAUGCCAUAUGCUCUCCAGAGUACUGGAAGCCAAGCACCUUCGGGGGAAAAGUCGGGUUCGAAAUAAUCAACACGGCUUCUCUGCAGAAGCUUGUUUGUCGCAACGUCAAGGCGCCGUGUCCCAUGGUGUCCUUUCAUGUUCCAGAUUUGAAUAAUGGCAGACUAACCACAAUCAACUCCAGUACAGCACAGUCUGCACAAAGAGACUUAAAACAGACUGUCAUACUGGAAGAACGAGCUUCUGAGCUUUAGCAGCCAAACAAAACGAACAAUCGUUUGGAAACAAACAAGUCCAAUUAACUUAUUUAUUUAUUUGUUUAAUAUUUAUUUGAGUCCAAUAAUUCUAAAGUACAUUCCUAAAUGUACAAUUUUGUACAUUUUUUUUCUGGGUAUGAAUGUUUAUAAAGUCAAAGUUAUUUUUAAAUGUCUAUUUUAUUUAUGUUGUAUCUAUUUAUUUAAACUAUUUAUUUCUUAGUAGAAAUCAAUCAAAAUAUUCCUUGCCCACUGCGUUGUUGUAGAAAGGGCAUGUGAUUCGUUUCCAUACUUGAAUUUAACAUGAGUUUACAUUAAUUUGCACACUUUUGUUGUUUGCAUAAGUAUUGGUUAACAUUGGACAGUAUUGUGAUAGUUGAAUAUGCUAAAGAUGUUUGAAUAGUGAAUUUGAAAAAAAAUGUCUUUUUUGAAAAUAGUGUAAAAUAUAUAUUCUUGAGGAGGGGGUGUGUGUUGCCUAGGCUUUGGCAGUAUUACUGUAGUACCACGGUAUUUUCAUUAUCAGGAAAUUCCACAAUACCGUUGCUUUUUAAAAUACCACCAAAAUACUGUGGUACAUAAUGUCCGGAUGGUAUGACAGUAUUAAGAAUUACAUACUGCCCAAGCCUAGUGCUGACUGGGCUUACGGCAAUAAAAUUUCUUGCUGGAUAAUUGUGCUUCCGCUGAAUAGCAGAAUGACAGAUUUCCAAGGCAUUGUGCAUCAUUUGUAGGUGUCAGGGAGCUAUCAAUUUGCAGGACAGUUCCGGAAGAGGCAGGACGCCAGUGUACACCUCCCAGGCAAAACACGGGUGCACCCGAAAUCACAUACUUACACAACAGGUACAGAAUUUCUUCAGAAGCCAGAUGCUUGACGAUUAAUUCAGUAUGUACUGUAUUUAUGCACAAGAACAGUGUGGAUGCAUUUUGAUAAAUGUUGGUCACCGUCCUGCAUAUUACACACGACCUGGAUGUUUACCAGUGAUGUCACUUGACCACCCAAAAAACUGUUAAAACUAUGAACAGAAAAUAUACAUAUUUGAGUCGACUUAUGUCAUUGGGUAAUGUUUGCUUCAUCAUCUGCCAUCUUAACAAAAACGUUUCUGGGCAAGCAUCAUUCUUCGUUGUAGCUCCUGUCGCUUUGUGUGAUAGCAUAGCAUCCAAAGACUUCGGAAUCUUGCAUCAUGUGUUAAUGGAUUGCCGGGCAGAACCUAACACUCUUUGGUUUUGGCUUAAUGAUUUAGAAAAUAUUUGAGUUACUGUAGAUUAAUCAUAUUGUAUACAAGCAACAUACACUUCUCUGCUGCAAGGAACACUUGAAGUUUCUUUCUAGGACAUACCAUUCUUGUAUAAUUGUAUGGAAAGUGACAGAAGUGAAGUGUUACCAUGGGCAGGGUGAAUUGAAACACUUGCUGGAAAAGUCUGGUUGAAUGCAUUUAUUUCAAACAGUAGAUGCUGUUUGUGGAUCUAUCUAUCUAAUCACAUUCUCGAGCCACACAACAUUGUUUUGGAAUCAAAAGUCUAACAAAGCACAAUCUGAAGGGAAAAAAAACUGGGACCUGAAAAACUGUACUUUGACGUUUUGGCAAUAUUGUUCUUGAAAACUUGAUGCCAAUAAAGCCCUUUGAAUUGAA
This is a messenger RNA of Paramormyrops kingsleyae, 3577 nucleotides long. RefSeq names its product prostaglandin G/H synthase 2-like. NCBI's taxonomy places the organism in Eukaryota, Metazoa, Chordata, Actinopteri, Osteoglossiformes, Mormyridae. Gene Ontology annotation, molecular function: oxidoreductase activity, acting on single donors with incorporation of molecular oxygen, incorporation of two atoms of oxygen; heme binding; prostaglandin-endoperoxide synthase activity. The record is from RefSeq and is a predicted model, not a curated record. Gene Ontology annotation, cellular component: cytoplasm; neuron projection. Gene Ontology annotation, biological process: response to oxidative stress; cyclooxygenase pathway.